This is a messenger RNA of Phytophthora nicotianae INRA-310, 776 nucleotides long. RefSeq lists its product as hypothetical. The record is from RefSeq and is a predicted model, not a curated record. Bases 354 to 665 code for a protein of 103 amino acids. Lineage: Eukaryota; Oomycota; Peronosporomycetes; Peronosporales; Peronosporaceae. The transcript has a single exon.
GCAUUUCUAGCUCACCGAAGCAACCGCGGUUGUCUGGCGACUGUCCUCAUCCACCAAAAAGCCCUUCGAGUCUUUGUAGCAACAUUCACGUAUUAGGCUCCGUGCAGUGUGACGGUAUUGCUGUGCGUGCAUUGCUGGGAGGUUGUGAUGAUGAGUUUCGCACAUUGUUGGCGCUGCUUACAAGAAGGGGUGUGCCGUAAUUUUUGCACAGCGCGAUUUCGCUCUCCUUGACUUCAAGAAUAUGAUGCUGGUGGUUGUGGCGUUGUGCAUGUUACAGCCGUCGGAGCGACUACUAAAGUACUAGUAUCAAACAACACGCGAGCGCUCUUGUGAAGGUGAAACGCGCUUCCAGCAUGUCGCGGGCCAUUACAGGCUGUACGUGCAUGUAUUUACAGCACCAACACAGCGAGCUCUCUAUUCGAGGGCACGCACGAUUUGCUCGGUCGCUGCUGUUGAAGAUCAUCGGGUGUUUCCGAGCCGCGGCAAGCAGCAAACUUGAGAGGCUGCUGGAGGUGGUGCUGCGUGCGACGGCGCUUCGACUAACUCCAGGCAGUGUAAGCCUUACGUGUAGAUAUUUUUCGGUGGCGAGUCACAAGUUUUUUCUUGACAGGCGCUGGACUUCGCCUGACCGGAUCCAGCUCCAUCUUGCCGCCGUUGUCUUCUAGAUAUGGGUAUCACGAAGUCUUCACUUCUAUAUGAACCUGCACUGCAAGUCUGCAGCCGUGCAUGUGAAACAAGAGUGUUUACAGAAUGUUAAUACAUGGUCAUUUACAGAG